Molecule: messenger RNA, 1871 nt
Organism: Cyprinodon variegatus (sheepshead minnow)
Lineage: Eukaryota; Metazoa; Chordata; Actinopteri; Cyprinodontiformes; Cyprinodontidae
Product: cyclin-Y-like protein 1
Exons: 10
Coding region: 683-1708 (341 amino acids)
Biological process (GO): regulation of canonical Wnt signaling pathway; regulation of cyclin-dependent protein serine/threonine kinase activity
Cellular component (GO): plasma membrane
Molecular function (GO): cyclin-dependent protein serine/threonine kinase activator activity; protein kinase binding
Source: RefSeq, a predicted model, not a curated record
CUGUGACGUAGAGGACGUCUCUCCUGCAAAUGCGACGAGAUAGACAUUUAAUACUGUCUUUCUUCCCGUACUCUCACUUCUGUUUGGAGGGUUUUCCAGCUGUUGGAUCCGUGUUUUUAUCCCCCGUGGGUCAGCCCGGGACUGUGUUGGAUCCUUUCGGCUGCCGCGGAGAUGGAUUGAUCCAUUAAUCCAGGCGGAAAGGGGGGGAGAAGAAGCAGAGCCGAGCCUGGAGAGAACUGAGCGUUAGCCGGAUAGCCAUGGAGGCAGUCAGAACAACCCGGGAAUGUUGUGUCACUAAAAACUCCGCGUUGUUCAAUCGGAUCAGAUUCUAAAUCUUUAUUAUAUUGUGAAACUGUUGGUUUCUUCCACGCAGAUCCUGCAAAACUGCGUGCACGCGCCCUGAAUAUGUCAACCGUCUGUGCAAACUAUACAGAGACCUUAAUAGUUACUCCAUACAUCUCUUCCUGCAGCCUUAAAUUCCAGUUUUCACAAACUUUAACCCCAUAAAACUGAUUUAAUGUGUAGAGUUGGUAUGUGUUUUUAAGCAUACCCCCUCCCUCCUCUCCACCCUUAAAGGUUUAACUUGAACUUUGACCCCUGGACUGCAGGCUGUCAGCAGGAGGCCCAGCUGUAGUUAUAUGGGAAGCAGCUCUGGCUGCAGCAGGGCAGCAGUAGGUCAGCAAUGGGAGGCUCUGUGUCCUGCUGCUUCUCUCCGGGGGAGAGUCCAAAGCUCCACAGGAGACACGUGGACCUGGAUGAGUGUCCCAUCACCACCACAGAGGACGUGAGCGAGGACACCGGGACUUACCUGCAGCACAUCAGCGACAGAGAGCUGCCUGACGAGCUGGCCCAAGAGGCGAACCCUUCGGACCACCCCAGAGCCAGCACCCUCUUCCUCAACAAGUCCCAGACAGAUGUGCGCGAAAAAAGGAAAAGCAACUACAUGAACCAUACGUCCCCGGGGCUCCUGAAUAAAAAGUACAGCUCCUGCUCGACAAUUUUUAUCGACGAUAGCACAGUCAGCCAACCAAACCUUAAGAGCACCAUCAGAUGUGUUGCUUUGGCCAUAUACUAUCACAUCAAAAACAGAGAUUCCAACCGUUCGUUGGAUAUAUUCGAUGAGAAGAAGCACCCUCUGUCUAGAGAAAAAGUCCCUGAUGACUAUUCAGUGGUUGAUCCUGAACACAAACUGAUCUACCGCUUCAUCAGGACGCUCUUCAGCUCUGCGCAGCUCACGGCAGAGUGCGCCAUCGUCACUCUGGUUUACCUGGAAAGACUUUUGACAUACGCAGAGAUUGACAUUUGCCCCUCCAACUGGAAGCGCAUCGUCCUCGGUGCCAUUCUGCUGGCCUCCAAAGUUUGGGAUGACCAGGCCGUGUGGAAUGUCGAUUAUUGCCAGAUCCUAAAAGACAUCACAGUGGAGGACAUGAAUGAGAUGGAGCGGCACUUCUUGGAGCUUCUUCAGUUUAACAUCAACGUCCCGGCCAGUGUCUAUGCCAAGUAUUACUUCGACCUGCGCUCUCUGGCAGAUGACAACAAUCUCAGUUUCCCUCUGGAGCCACUUAGCAACAAGCGAGCCCAAAAACUGGAGGCUAUAUCCAGAUUAUGUGAGGACAAAUACAAGGACUUGAGCAAAUCUGCCAUGAGGAGGUCCAUGAGUGCAGAAAACAUGGUUGGCAUCAAGAACUCACACGCAGUGCUAUCUUGAACCACAAAGAAAGCAUCUUUUAUCUUAUUAAAUGAACUGAAACAACUCCGAAAGGAAUUUAAGAGAAGACAAACAUCGUCAAGAGAUUAAACGUCAAUUUUAGAUUCUAAAUAUACAACACUAUAACAUUAUUAAUCCUGUCUUUGUGUUAAUUAAAAAAAAA